AUGUCGCUCCAGAAGAUUGCUGGCGGGUCAGGAAUCGAGGACGGAAUGUCUGUCCAAAUCGAUGAAACCGUCUACAUCUUUGAAACUAAAUGUAAGAGAAAUUUGGCGUUUGCCGCUUGUAACCCAUAGUUUUGAUGGGUAAACAUGAUAACUUUAGUCGAAAAAGUUUGAUUUAAGGCGCUAGGACAAAUGCGGUUUUUGGACAUUUGCGGAUUUUUUAAAGGUUUUUUUUUAUUUUUUAGUUAAUUUAUUUGUAUUAUGGUACUAAAUUGUACUAAAUUUUGAAUUGGUACGGUUUUAACAUAACAGUACCUUUUUGGGCUUUUAGUACUAUUUAGUACCAAAAAUAUAAAAACAGUACCGAUUAAAAAUUUAGUACUAUUUAACAUUAAGAAAUAUUAAGACAGUGCCAAUUUAAACUUUAGUACCAUUUAGUACCAUACUACAACUAAAUUAACUAAAAAAUAAAAAAACCCCUUUAAAAAAUCCGCAAGUGUCCAAAAACCGAAGAUCCGCAAAUGUCCAAAAACCGCAUUUGUCCUAGCGCCUGAUUUAAUCUUCUUGCGUUAAUUUCAUAUAUUAUUACACUUUUUUUUUGUUAUUUUUCACCAUUCCAAACCUCUCGUAAUCUUAAUGUUUUGAAUAAUUUUUGACUAACCACAGUAUUUUAGAUGAAGACCAAACAGAAUAUCACAAUGGCCAUAGAAUAAUCGCAAACGGCUCCCGGUGCCAAUCUUUCAAUACCUACAAAAAGGAAUGGAGCACGAUUUCAGAAGUUCCUGCCAUUCUAGAAGAAUCCCAGCGUGGAAAACUGGAUGAGCUUUUGUUUCUACAUUCCGGAACCUUGUUCCUGUUACUCUUCAAUCGCUUCGAAGGAUUAUCCUUGCAUUCGCUUUGGCGCUUCGAAACCCAAAACUCAAGGUUCACCAAGCAUUCCGACAUUAACCACCAGAUUGUAGCACCAGGGGAUGAGAACACGUAUGGCAGCCAUCUCAAACUGGUCGAGGGGAACCAAUUCAACAUUCCUGCACCUUACUUUAUCGUCAAGUUGACAAACCUCGAGUAUGAGUUUGUCGUCUUUCAUCUAGAGAUUGCUAUUGGACACACUGUCAGUGAGAUUCUGAAGAGGGUGAAGUCAUUGCAACCAGUUAUCAAUGCUAUGGAUCCUCACCCAGUAUCAGCCCUCUACUAUCAGAAUAACAUCUACAUUACUGUCGCUGAACGAGGCUGUGGGUUAAAGUGGAAGACAGAUCAGAUAAUAAAAUUCGACAUCAAUGAAAAAACGCUACAACCUAUUGACGUAAGCUUAAUUACUUUCUAAUUAUUACAGCUUAGGUAAAAAGAUAAGGAGUUGAUAUAAAUAAUUUCAUAAAUAUUCAAACCAUAAACUUUCCGUGCUUACUAUAAUGUCAAAAUAAAUUUUGAAAAUAUUGCCUGAACUUGACAUUGUAGGUAUCGACAGAGCUGUUCGUACUGGCAUUACCUCGUUUCGACUUCUACUACCCCAUCUCGAACCAGUGGCUCCACUUCGGAUCGACCACCAAGAACGAGAAUGGGAAUAAUACUAUAUUCGUACUCAAAGAUAUAACUCGAUCUCCACAUUGGAUCAAGUACGAGUUGCCCUUGGAUGACGUCAACUUCACAGACCAUUUUCUCACAACUGACACAUCUAAUGUUGUUACUGUACUCAGGAAAGACGCCGUUUAUCAAUUCGACAUUAAUUACUUGCAGUAA
This is a messenger RNA of Bursaphelenchus okinawaensis, 1734 nucleotides long. The record is from the annotation of a GenBank genome assembly. NCBI's taxonomy places the organism in Eukaryota, Metazoa, Nematoda, Chromadorea, Rhabditida, Aphelenchoididae.